Catharus ustulatus (Swainson's thrush) is the source of this 8752-nucleotide messenger RNA. It is a transcript of the gene RAB43, whose product is annotated as RAB43, member RAS oncogene family. The transcript is spliced from 3 exons. Gene Ontology annotation, molecular function: GTP binding; GTPase activity. NCBI's taxonomy places the organism in Eukaryota, Metazoa, Chordata, Aves, Passeriformes, Turdidae. Gene Ontology annotation, biological process: protein secretion; regulation of exocytosis. The record is from RefSeq and is a predicted model, not a curated record. The coding region runs from base 21 to 668 and encodes 215 amino acids.
UCGGCCGCAGCGGCUCCGCCAUGCCCGGAGCGGCCGCGCUGGGCGCCGGCCCCGACCCUGACGAGAGCUACGAUUUCCUCUUCAAGCUGGUGCUGAUCGGCGACGCCAGCGUGGGCAAGACCUGUCUGGUGCAGCGGUUCAAGACCGGGGCCUUCUCCGAGCGGCAGGGCAGCACCAUCGGCGUGGACUUCACCAUGAAGAGCCUGGAGAUCCAGGGCAAGCGGGUGAAGCUGCAGAUCUGGGACACGGCAGGCCAGGAGAGGUUCAGGACCAUCACGCAGAGUUAUUACCGCAGCGCCAAUGGGGCCAUCCUGGCCUACGACAUCAGCAAGAGAGGCUCCUUCCUGUCCAUUCCUCGCUGGAUCGAGGAUGUCAGGAAGUAUGCUGGCUCCAACAUCGUGCAGUUGCUCAUUGGAAACAAGUCUGACCUAAGUGACCUUAGAGAGGUUCAGCUGGCAGAAGCUCAGAGCCUGGCUGAAUGCUAUGACAACAUCAUCUGUGCUAUAGAGACCUCUGCAAAGGACUCCAGCAAUGUGGAGGAGGCUUUUGUGAAGAUGGCCACAGAGCUAAUGAUGAGGCAUGGAGGGCCCAUGAUCAGUGAGAAGAGCACUGACAGCAUCAAGCUUGACAGCAAAGACGUUGGGGAGAGCUGGGGGUGUGGUUGCUGAUAAGAGCUAGCUGAUAUCCCUAACCUUACUGGAAUUUAGAUGGUGCUUCACCCUAAUGCUGAGUAGCAUGGUAGCCAUAUUCUCCCCUUCCUCCUGUGAAACCAGCAAUUUUGUAGAAGUUAGACACAAUCCUGUUUGCUUCGGUGUCUUAUUUUUAAAAAGGGACUUUGGAGAGGUGGUCCUAAAAGUCAAACCCUCUGAAAAACUUACUCAACAUUUGUCCCCACCAUUUUAUUUUCUGUAACCUUCAUACAAGUUACAAAAAUGGAGGAAAUUACUUUGAACUUGAUAUUUUGGGGGUGGGAAGACAUUUGUUUGGGGAAGAGACUGAUGCAAACCUGAAGGUCUGAGCAUUAACAUAGGGCUGAUUGCAAAGGAGGUCACUUUUGGAAUAGGCAAUCUUGACAGUGUCUCUUCAAAUCCUCAGCACUCCACUAGUGACCAGGAAGUGUCAGUGUCUUUGAUAAUGGUAUUUUAAGGGCCAUAAUAGCCAAUAUUUUGGUUACAGGACCAAAAAACAGUCAAAAAAGCAGCCUAGGGCAUGUGAAUUGCUAGUUGCUGUUGGAGCAGGCCCAGGUGGGGAAGCUUCUCUCAGGUUUUGUUAUCAUUUGGUGUUUUAACAGAAAGCAAAACCAGCCUGAACACUAUUGCAAGCAGGGCUGGGCCAGGGUGGUGAUUUAAAACAGCCUUGAGGAGAGGGAAGAUGCAUUUCAUUUGUCUGUUGUUUGCACAGUGAUAGCUCCUUUUUCCCAGUGGAAGCAUCACUGAGAUUUUGCCCUCAGGUCUCCAUCAUUUCACUCCACAACUCAAGACCUGCACCACUGGAAAGAGGAACUGGAGAAACCUUGAACUGACUGUAGCCAAGAUCUCAAGAUCUCUUGCCACGUGCCUAACGGUCAAAUACAGGGUUCAUUCUGGUCACACAUCUGUUCUUAUGUUACCAGAGUGCGUAAGUGGAUUUGAUUUUUUUAUUGGUUUUGUUUUUUAAACCAUCUCUUUAAAUACCACAUGGGCAUAUAAUGGGAAAGAAGACCUCAGAAUAGCUGAGAACUGGAUGAUUGCAACUUCUUGGUUGUGAGAAACCAGUGACUUUUUGAGUGGCUCCCUCCCAGCUUUAUACCCAAAUGUUCCCCUCUCCUUAUCACAAGUUACCAGUUGCUUUUCAUUUCUUGAAAACUCUCAGCAGGAAAAAUCUUUCAUAGUGGAUCAAAAGUCUACAUAAAGUAAAAGAGAUUUCGUAAUCCAGUUUUCUUUCAGAUGCAGCUCUGUAGAGUAUCUGGUAGAUGGAGCUGAGGUCCUGAUGGAUUCCUCUCCAUUUACACUCUCAGGCACCUUACAAAAGUGGAUUUGCAAAGAGAGCAGGAGCAGCAAUAUUUUAAACUCUGUAGAUAAAGUGGAGAUGUUCCAGGAUGGCAAAUGAUUUCUGUCACUCUGGUAAUUUGAAGGAGCUUACUUUUCAAAAAGCUCUCACUUGAAGUCACUUGACUUUGAAAAAUCCAGAACAAAAAGGACUUGAAUUGUUUUGCUACUAGGCCUGCACCUGUUUAGUCAUCCAACAUAUCCAGUGUCAUGGAAAUUAGAAGGAUUUAGGAAAGGGCUAAUGGAUACCAAUUUUAAUACUUUUCAUCUUCCUGUAGCAAAUAUUAAACCAUUCUCUGCUCUUUCUGAUUUUUUAAGCUGUGAUGCAGAUAACUGAGGAGCCGUGUGCUUUGUAGCCUGUUUGCUUCUUUCUAAGGGGUUAGUUUUCAAAUUUUAUAGUUGUGAGAAGGAAAAGGCCUUAAAUUUUCCAACUAGUAUAGUUUUCACAAUUGUGAUAUUUUCUACAGAAGGGCAGGCUGAGCUGCAGUUCUUGGUAGUGUUUUUGGACAGUUUUCCAGGAUAUUCCUGCUUCCAAAAAUAGUAGGCAAUAAAUGUCCAGCUAGACAUUUGGGGAUUUGAAAUUGGGAAUGGGAAUGCAAAUAGGAAUGAAAAUGGAAAUUUUCCAAACCCUAGAGUUGUUGGUGUAUUCUCUAUAUUCUGCUCUCAGGAGAAAGUCUGAAGACAGUCCAGGCUAAAGCUCAGUGCUGGUGACUGCUUUUCCUCCUGGUGAGAUCCUUAAGGUACAUAGUAUUUGCAAACAUUUGACUUUCUGUCAUGAUCCAUUGCAGUUUUUAUCUGGAGGUCAUGGUCCUGCAGUUCUGCUUGAAGAGGGACCCCCAGAUGAGCUGAGCCCCCCACUGCCUGCAUAAUUAGUGCCAAAUUAUUUAAUGCUGACAAAAAUCCACAUGCAUUUAAGAACAGUAUUGCUACUUCUCAGACUGAAACCCAUAGUUUACGUAGUAACUCAUCUUAAAACUGGAACAAGAAGCAAAAUUAAUAUAAAUCCUGCUUCCAGUGCAGCCAUUGAAUGACUGUGUUUUUACAGUAGAUGAAGAAUAGAGGAAUUAUUGAUUAAUUUUUUCAGUUUUGAAGUUUGUUUAGUGAAUAAGUAGAAUUAGACCAGGCACUACACUUUUCAUUACAAUUUGCCUGGAUUUCUCUCUUAAACUAGGCUUGAAGGGUGAGGCUCUGUCUGCAGGUCAGCCUGUUCAGUCAGAAAAUGUGCAAUACAGCAGCAGUGAUUUGUUUGCUGUACUUUAAAGGGAGGCACCAAUUCCAAUUAGUUUUCAGUUUCCUGCAGAAAUCUAAAACCAUGGCUUUAAAUCGGUUUUAACUCUUGGCUCUUCUGUGUUGUAACAAGUGGAGUACAAGUUUGCAUGCCCUCCUAACUGAACAAAAGAAAUAGAAGAAGACCUGGUUUAUUUUUAAUUUUUUUUUUCAGAAGAAACCUGAAAAUUUGGUUUAUUUUUUUAGGUUAGCAGCUGGUGGUGUUUGGAUUGUCAGUAGUUAAAAGUUUAUUUUGAUUACCAAAUCCUUCCUUUUUUCACUCCCCUGCUGAAGACUUUAUCAAACCUGGGACUCACACACAGCCAUGAAAUUGAGGCAUUAAAAAGAUGGUUGGUUUAACUCCAUUAAUCAUAUUGAAACCAAAAGGAUACCUGGGUGAAGAGAGUGAGGAGCACUAAACCUGUGAUUUAUGGGUAAAAACCUGAGUUUCAGCUCUCAGGGUACAAAUGGGCAUUGAUGUACAGCAAGUGAAUAUGCAGGAGUGCUUGUUCAGAGUUCAUAGCAUAAACAUUUGCCAAGAAAUCUGUUUACUGCCAGUUGAACAUUAGCAAGACUAUGGUGCAGUAAUUGCUUUUAAGCAGAUCCCCUUGGCUGAUCAUGCAUUUGCAUUAGUAUUUAUAAUUUCUUUUUGGCAGUACCAAAGUGUGCAAAAAUAUUGCAAAAGCACAGGAGGGGACAUUGAUCUCUGCCUUGUAGCACUUGGGAGUGGAAUGCAGAGGCAAAUACUGAAAUUAAAUCAUCAGCAGAAUGUGGUUCCCAGGAGCCUUUGUUGUCCUUUGUAUUGAUUCUAAGCUAAUUUUAUCUCCAGUUUCUCAUCCAGUCCAUCAUCACAGAUGGAACUUGUACAAAUAUUUAUAAUUAUGUAAAUAUAAAACCAAAUGAAUGUCAGCCCAGAAACCUGCUAACAUUAGCUUUGCAAAACAAAUUUUGAGAAAAAUUAUAAUAUCUAAGAAGAGAGAAGAAAUCCUGAUGACUUUCUUACUCUCACUGUACUGGAAUAAAAGGUUUUUCAGGGAAAAAUCUAAAUUAAGCCCAGCUAAAGCCACUAAUAGCUUUCCUAUUGGCCAAUACUGAUAGAUUUCUGAGGACUUCACCAAAAGUGGAGCUCUUGCUCAUUUUGGGUGCCUAGACUAUAAUAUGUGAAAGCAAGGAUUUGGAAGACUAUCCUUUGGACACAACAUGCAAACUUGUCUUGAAAACUUGAAGACACUUUUUUAAAAGUGAGCCAAGAGCUGAAUUUACACAGAAAUGAAAGCUGCAGACAGAUGCCUCCCAAUGUCUUCAAAAGCAUCUCGGUACCAUUGCAAAUAAAGCACAAAACUUGUGUGGAAGUUGUUUUUGCACUAAAGGGAAAUAAUUAUCAGAGAAAGAAAAUCAUUAAUGUGAAAGGCAGAGCAUCCUGAUUAUUCUGCAUUUUUCAUGUUCAUUUCCUAUUUCAAUGCUGUGCAUAAGUUUUUUCCCUUUAUAAAUGUUAUUAAAAUAGAUAAAGUGUGAAAAGGUGUUUGAUACUUAACAAAAUCAAUGCUUUCUUAACAGAGUGAUAAUAUUGAUGGGGAGAAUAACUUUGCUGAUAAGGUUUGGUGGUGCAGUAUCGGGGAUUCCUCACAGAGUUACGCUAGAAUGGUGUGAGACACAAAAACCAUUCCCAAAGCAGGGGAAGCCAGUGGGGGACACAGGACCCUGAUCUGCCUGCCAGACAAAAGUAGAUCCAGGCAUGUGAAUUUAGUUCUUUGUGUUUAAAGAUUUCUGUUUCAGAUUUCUGAUAGGCAGAUGUGCUCUGUGCUGUCAGCCAGCUUUUCCUUCUUUCGUGCCUCACUUGCUGAGAUCUGACAGGUAAAAACCCCACAGCUCCAGAGCAGGGAGCAUCCCAGCCAGUCUGGCUCACACACACCUCCUGGGGGGAAGGAAAAAAAUCUCUAAUUCAUAUUGAAUUCAUUCACUGCAUUCCAAAAUUAUUUGAGGGGUUUGGGUGAUAACAGUGUUAAAAUGGUUCUGCAUUUUCUAGGACAAAUCUGUUGCUUCUCAAGGUUCUUAGAGAGAUGCAGGCUGUACAUUUCUAAUCAUCAGGAACUAAUUUGCUUUUAAAUUUUCUUACCACAAUACUGACUACAUGAUUUGGAAUAUGAGCAGACAAGAGAGCAAGCUUGCAUACUACGGUAAUUUUUUAUGCCCUACCUUCAUCUAUUUAUGAAUUUAUUAUGAAAAGUAUUUUUAAACAUGAAACCUGCUUUUGUUAUGAAUUUUAGCAAAGUAGUGGAUACAUUGUACUGUGUAUCAUUUAAAAAAAGGUUUAAUUAAAGUAAACAUUUGGCAAUUAAUACUUUUUGUUGUUAUUUUAUGCAUGUACCUUGCUGUGGUAUACGAUCAGAAACAAAAUCAAUUUUAAGAAAUUAUGUAUCCUGUCAUACAGUGAUGUAUGGUCUACUUUUACACAAGAUAUCACCUAAUGUACUCUUAAUUAAACAAAUGGUGCUGAACCAACUUCCUGUUACCCUCCCAAAUGUCCAUCACUUCCAGAAAUGCAUGCACUUUCAGUUGUUCUCACUUAGCAAACUCUCCAGCAGAGCUGUCAGGAAGAUGAAGAAUGAAACCCAAAGUGCUCAGUGUUGGGGGAGUGCAAAUAACUUUUCCAGUGCUUGCAAUUAAGUGUGAACAAUGUAGUUACAACUGUACCUCCCCAAGGGAACAUUGAGAUCCUGGAUUUUAUUCAAGUGCUGUAAAUUAAACAAAGCAACACACCUUUCUUUUUGCUUGGCUCUUUAACUGGAACGUCAGCAGAUGGGUAUUUGUGACCCACAGGGGCCAAAUAUUGAAUUACUUGGUUUGCAUUGUCUGCUGCUUCAAUAACAGCCUCAGGUAGCAAAAGCUGUGAGUGCAAUGGCCAGGCUCUGGGGCUGGUUCCUCAGAGUGCUGGGUGAAGCUGGAUUUGUCAGUUAAUUCUCUUUAAGGACACAUUUUUACUGCUGAAGCAUUGUGACCGUAGCUGCCCUGCCACUGAUGUGCUGCAGAGUCGUGUGAGAGGGAAAUAAUUAACAACAACCUGCUCUUGGGAGGGACUAACCUGGAUUUUCUCAUGCCUUCUACUCAUUUAUACUGGAGUUUCUAAAUCUGUGUGGGGAAAAAUCCAAUUUAUCCCUUUAAUGGCUUCUUGUAAGUACAUGUGAUGAGCACUUAAAAAUUAUUUCCCAUUUCUGGGAACUCUCCCUGGAAUUCUCUAAGAAUGUGAAAUAGUUUGGAUACAAGAGGUCUACACGCACUACAACCAUUUUUCAUUUGCUGUGGUGAACUGACCUUUCAUUAUGUAGCUUGUACCUGCAAAACAAAAACAAAGCAAAAAAAACAACCUCUAUUUUUUAUAGUUUAGGUUCAAUGAAUAUUUUUUCUCCACAUCUGUGGGCAGGAAGUUAGCUGUAAAACUAGCAGAAAGAAUUUCCCAAAUAGAAUUCCAUAAAACAAGACAAACAAACCAACCCUAUUGAAAACCUGAUUCUGAGAUUCUUAACUGUACAACAGGUGCUGCUUCUGCUUCAGGAAAAGGUCAAUAAAUCAAUCAAUGGAUCAAUCAAUAAAUAACCUGCUGAGUGUUAAUCUGUAAGGCAUGAUCCCAGAUUCCAAUACUGGAUUCUGAGCUUGGCAUACAAGACCAACACAAUGCAAGGGGGAGAACUUAAUUAAGACUGAGUCCCAAGUGGCCUGGAUGAGACAAAUCAAACCAGUCUUUACACCAAGCAAACCCACCUGUUCUAUUUGGAAUAUGCACUCAUCUGUUUUAUCCCCAGAAGUGACCACAGAAACACUUUCCUGAAACUUGUGUGCAGCCUGUUUCUGUCAACGUUGAAAACAGGAUAUAUUUCAUCACCCAAGAAUUCAUCCUUGUUUAAACAAAAGAUUUUAAUGCACACUGUAAGAUAUGCAGUGGUAUCUGUUAGCAUUUCUGUUCAAGUUACAGAGCAUACAAGCACACCCCUGAAUUUCAGAGAAACUCCUGUAAUCCCAGCUUCUCCCCUUUACCCUGAUGGAAAGGGAUUUCCACCUCUUCUGGCAAUUGCCUUCAGUGUGUAGUGUUAUCCAGGUCACUAUUUCUAAUUUCCUUUAUUUCCUUCAUCUGCUGUUUUUUCAGCAUUUUGGCUUUUUGAGGAUCUGCCAGUCACCAAGCUGGAGGUCAGUCCCUGGAGCUGGAUAAUCUGCAGUACCCUGAGACUUGGAGAACUGCACUGGGGGCAAGGGUUUUACAUUUUAGUGGUGAAGUGACAGAGAAAAAGGGAAUGUCUUCCUUUUCUACAACCACAUUUUAUGUUAAUGUUCCCAUGAGGGAUGAGAUUUAAGAGGUCUUAUACAGUUCCUUCAUUUCGAAGUGUUCAUCCACAUUGUAGAGAAAAAAAGGAGAAACAAACAGAACAUUUUCUGUUCUUAAGCAACUUCCAGCAUUUUUAUUCCUUGCUUCACCAAUUCUGGUAGAGUUCUACAACAGGCUUUAAGUACUGAAACAAUGUGAUUUCAAAUAAUUGUGACCUUACAAAAUUACAAUCUUUACUUAGAUUUGGCAUUCUUUGCAAAUAUUAUUCCUUUAUUUUACAGGAAAGUGCUAAAGAAACAGGUAGAUAUCUGUUUGUCGUACCAAUAAAAAGGCAAGAAUGUGCUGCUGUAAAUACUUUUCCAGUGAAGAAGCAGGAAAUAAACUGUUUAAAGCAGUGUUCUUACACUGGAUCCAGACACUGAAAGCUACUUAGGAAACAUUACAAGAGAUGAAUCAACAAUCCUGACAGUGGAGAGGGGAUUACAGUGCUUUGCAAACAGAGGAAACAAGAAGAAAGUCUGACUUCACAGCAGCUGUGAGCUCUCAGAGUUGCUGUUGGGAUAACAAGCAGUGAAGGAUUUGGCCAGGAGGUCAUUCUGCCAGCCCUGCAAGAAACUGGGAGAAAUGAAACACCCAGGUUUUUGUUUGGACAGUUUCUAAUUCGCAAAAAAACCCAGCCCUAGAAACCUGACUAGUCCCUAAUAUGAAUUGAUCUUUCUGUGUAAGCUGACUUUGGUGUUAAAACAAUUAAUUGGGUUAUGUUUUCCAAUCUUAUGUCACAAGUACAAUACAUAUUGUGUUAUAACAAAUAACACAGAAAUAUUUUCAAAGACAUCUUUGGGAUUAAAACUUUAGAAGUAUUUUACAAAAAUAAGAAAAAAUAAAUUACUUUUUCUUUUUAAACAAACAGCUAUAAAAUCCAUGAACCAAACAACAUGUAACAUUGACAUGACAUGAAAUAUAUUACACUAAAGGCCAGUUAAUUACCACAGUGGUAUGAGGCUUCAAGUAAAUUAGGAGGCACUUUUUGGCCAAGCAGUAGUCACUGAUUCAGUGGAAAGCCCCAACUCACAGGAACACCUGAAACAAAACUGCUAAAGCUAAGAUUCUAAAUUCCUUAAAAAAAAAAAAAAAUUGCAGA